Daphnia pulex (common water flea) is the source of this 1734-nucleotide messenger RNA. Its product is annotated as erythroid differentiation-related factor 1-like. The transcript is spliced from 10 exons. The record is from RefSeq and is a predicted model, not a curated record. NCBI's taxonomy places the organism in Eukaryota, Metazoa, Arthropoda, Branchiopoda, Diplostraca, Daphniidae. Gene Ontology annotation, biological process: positive regulation of DNA-templated transcription. Bases 133 to 1734 code for a protein of 533 amino acids.
UAUAGUAAAACAAGUCUUUUCUAGCCUGUAAUUGAUCCUCUCGGUGAUCCUGUUCCGGAAGAGAGUCACGUUCACGAUGAUGCUCUUCAUCAGUUUUCUAAAAAUAUCAUAAGGACAUUUGAAGAUUUGCGGAUGUUAAUCGGUACAGAUAUGCCUAUUUUGGGCGGUGGGACUCACCCGUGUCUUUCGCUUCGCUUAAGAGAUAUGUCAAAGCCAAUUAAUGUGCUUACAGGACUGGACUACUGGCUUGAGAACUUGAUGUGCAAUGUUCCUGAAGUUGUGAUGUGCUAUCAUUUGGGUGGUCUGGUCCAAAAACACGAGCUUAUUAAGACGGACGAUUUACCACGCUUACCGGGCUCACAGUUUAAGCCGGGCAUUAUUAAAGAUGUCGCACAAAAUAUUCUCUCUUUCCUAAAAUCUAAAGCCACCAAGGCAGGCCACAGUUAUUGGCUGUUUAAAGCAAAAGACGAUGAUAUUGUUAAGCUUUACGAUCUUACUUCGUUGCGCAAUGAUUUGAAUGAAGACAUCAACCAGAAUCCAUUUACGACACCAGUUGCCAUACUUUUCAAAGUGGCGCAAAAUUUGAAAAUGCCCAGCGACUGGAAGCGACACCAAGGCACUGUCUUAGCUCUUCUAAAGAACUGCCUAUCACUUCUUGAUGCAAUAAAAUAUCCACAGGUCGCCAGGUUUGCUUUGUAUUAUUUAUCUGACGUCUAUUUACCAACAUCACUCAAAGUUCCAGAAGCCGAAGAUACUUCUGAAGAGGUCGAAGAGGAAUGGUCUGACGAAUGGGAGGAAUCCUCAACGGAAGAUCACUUCUCUGCAUCUGUCGACGUUGCGGCACUUUCGACUCCGCAACAGGUCCAGGCAGAGGAAGAGAACGUUCGUAGAAAUGCGCGACCCACCGUCGGAGAUAAUUGGGAACAGCGCUGCCCUUUUGCACUCCAGUACGCAGUCGAAACCCUUGAAUUCCUCAGCAACAACAGGGGAAAACUAAAAAAACCAUCUGAAGAAGAACCCUCCUUGGCCACACCAUUGAAACCCAUUCCGAUGCCAGCGAUAUCAGACAUUAAAACAGCCUCCUCUCGAUGGUGUCACUGGCUCAUUGAUGUUCAAGGAACCACAGAACGAGUGGAAGCAACAGUAUUGGCGACUAUUGAUGGAGAAAUGCCGUUUGGCUUACGUAACUCUACCGAUGAAGCACGAAAAACCAGCCCUUCAAUCCCUGAGAAGAGUUUGAGUCACCUUCGAAUGGCCGCGUUGCUCUGGGCUUAUUUUGAGCCUCCUGGUUUACCUUUGCCGGUACCACCUCAAUCAACUUCACCUCAGAAUUUGACUAACUCAACAUCCCUGCAAAAUCAUGCCCUGGGUUUAGCUGGAGAUGUUUAUUUCUCUAUGGUGCAACAUUGGAAUGAAGUAACUUCUCAGUCACAGCCGGUGGAACGGAAUUUGAUUGACGAUCAACUCCUACAGUUGCUCAGAAAUUUGCAACUUGAAAACGUGUUGGACGAGAGUUAUUUCCCAUAUCCAACGUCACUUCACGAAGCUUUGCAGUUUAGCUUGGAGCAAUAUCGUCUGGCCCUUGCCUCCUUCGUCCCACUAGAAUCUGGAAGUGCAUCUGACGUUCUCAGCCUGGGGAAUGUCGCCAACGAAAUGGGCGUCUUCAUGAGUAAAGACCAAAAUCCGGUCGGGGAAUCCGGUAAUUCAUUUUUCUUUUUAGCUUACUACAAGUAA